AGUUUAGUUCAAAUAAGUUCAGCAUUGCUUUCCGAUAGGCUUAUUGGUACAUUCUCGGGUUACACCCAAUCGAAAACUAAGCAUAUGAAAAACAACUUCGUUUUCACUUAUCUAAGCUCAAGUAAGAAAGCAACCAUAACUUAGCCACCCACAACAAUGGAGGUUUUUCCCCGCUUUUCCAACCGCCUUCUUUCUCUCUCCUCCAUAAACCCUAACCCCAAAUCUCUCAUCACCCCAUUUUUCCAUCUCCAAUUUUGCCAAUUACCCACUUCAAAUCCCUUACCCAUUUGCCCAAACCCGAUUAAAACAACCCAUUUUUUCAGUACAAAACCCCUCAAUUCUUCUUUAUCUUCUUCACCUUCUACAUUAAAAACUCGGGCAGGUUGGUUACUGGGUCUUGGGGAAAAAAACAAGCAGAAGUUGCCCGACUUGGUUAAAGCGGGUGACCCGGUUCUUCAUGAACCGGCCCGAGAAGUUGACCCGAAUGAAAUCGGGUCUGAGAAGAUUCAGAAGAUAAUUGAUGAUAUGAUUAAGGUUAUGAGGAUUGCUCCUGGUGUUGGACUUGCUGCUCCCCAAAUUGGUGUCCCUUUAAAGAUUAUUGUUUUGGAAGAUACAAAAGAGUUCAUCAGUUAUGCGCCAAAAGAGGAGAUUAAAGCACAAGAUAGACGCCCAUUUGAUCUUCUGGUUAUUGUGAAUCCGGUGUUGAAAAAGAAGAGCAACAGAACGGCACUUUUCUUUGAAGGCUGCCUGAGUGUCGACGGGUAUAGAGCAGUGGUGGAGCGAUAUCUUGAUGUCGAAGUCAAGGGACUGGAUCAAUAUGGGCAGCCUAUAAAAGUGGACGCUUCAGGAUGGCAGGCACGUAUUCUUCAGCAUGAGUGUGACCAUUUGGAGGGUGCUCUAUAUGUUGACAAGAUGAUGCCAAGGACAUUCAGAACUGUUGAAAACUUAGAUUUACCUCUUGCAGUUGGCUGUCCGAAGCUUGGAGCACGGAAGAUUUCAUCUUGAUAGACUAGCCGAUGGAGGAUCUUGUCACCCAUUACAUUGGUAUAAUUAGCUCAAGAAUUUUCAAGGGAAACCAUCAUUCAUUUUGAUUAAUUUCAUAUUGAUCACAUGUUAUAUUUUAGUGGGAAAGAUCUCUGUAGGUUGCUCUACUUUUUAUAAGCUAUUUAUUCCAAAGGUACUUGGAUAUUUCAUUUCUCUCCCUCUUAGUGGGGUUACAUCAGUUUGAAUGUUAAUUCUGGUUGGUGUUGAAAUUUUUGAAUACUUAGGUUAAUUGGUUGGAUUAUAUUUGACCUUUCUUUCAUCGCUUUAAAUUAACUUCAAAUGAAUUAUGAUAUGAUAAUAAUAUUCUAAGCAAAA
Chenopodium quinoa (quinoa) is the source of this 1359-nucleotide messenger RNA. RefSeq names its product peptide deformylase 1A, chloroplastic/mitochondrial-like. The transcript has 4 exons. Gene Ontology annotation, cellular component: mitochondrion; chloroplast. Gene Ontology annotation, biological process: N-terminal protein amino acid modification; peptidyl-methionine modification. The coding region runs from base 157 to 1005 and encodes 282 amino acids. Gene Ontology annotation, molecular function: peptide deformylase activity. The record is from RefSeq and is a predicted model, not a curated record. NCBI's taxonomy places the organism in Eukaryota, Viridiplantae, Streptophyta, Magnoliopsida, Caryophyllales, Amaranthaceae.